AUAGGUAUAUACGUCGACAAGGAAAAAAUAGACACUGUUUGCUUCGUUGAAUAUUAAUAAUAAAAGUCUUAACUAAUCAUGGUUUCAGCAUCACAGAGUGAUUAUGCUUGAUCCAGAACAGCUGUGUAAAUGCUGUAAAGCUGUAUAAGUCGAAAAAUUCAUUCCGAACUGCUCCGAAGGCCGAAAGCUGCAUAAAGCGAAGCCUUCUGUAUAUGGUUUGCAAGAUAUCUAGUUAGAAAUAACUCCUGAAAACAAAAAAUAAUAAAGCAGCUAAAAACAGUUAAAAUGAUGAAGAAGCACAAUGAUAAAUAUUACGCAAGAUAUGGAGAUCCGCGGACAGCCAACUGGCUGCUGAUGGACAACCAAAUGUAUCCCUUUCUAAUAGCAGCGCUGUAUUUGGUCACUACAAAGCUCAUUGUACCCAUGGUGAUGCGGAAGAGGAAUCCAAUUGAACUGCGCUGGCUAAGCGUUGCAUAUAAUAUUGGAAUGUGUCUUCUCAAUGCCUGGGUACUCUAUGAGCUUGGAAAUCUUACAGUUCUCAAUCCAAAAUUCGACUGGUUUUGUCAGCCAAUAGAUUGGUCCAACAGUCCAGAGGCUAUGAGAGUGGCUGAAGUGGGUUGGAUAUUUUUGCUCACAACAAUUCUGGAAUGUAUUACUACGAUUCUGAUUAUUCUGAGAAAAAAAGAAUCCUAUUCUUCAGCUGUCCAUACAUUUGUUCGAACUCAAGCCCUCAUUGUCGCAUGGUAUGGCUUGAAAUUCGCUCCAGGAGGUUACAAUUCACUAUACUGUUUACUAAAUGUGCUUAUAUAUGCAGUUCUCCAUUUUCAUCAUGCUGCGGUAAUUUCAAUGCCUUUUUUUAAACACUGGCACUGGGAAACAGUAACAUUGGCUUUAAUUUAUGUGUUGCAGUUCUCUAUCUAUUUCGUUUACUAUUCGCAGCUGUACUUUUUCCCACCAAGAAACUGCAAACCGUCAUUCUUUGUUUUACGUCUAAAUAUGGGCAUUGCUCUUUUAUUUUUUGUCUUUGGCAAAGAUUUCUUUGUAUCAGUAUUUAAUUUUAUAAGUGGAAAAAAGAAGUCUACAGAAAAACAAAAGAAAUAGUACUAAAAAUUCAGAAGUUUGAUUAUAAAAAACUGAUUUUUAAAUAUGCAGAAUUUCUGAAAUGGUUUACCCUUUUGACAAAUAAAAUUUCACCUUUUCAUUUCUG
Molecule: messenger RNA, 1207 nt
Organism: Argiope bruennichi
Lineage: Eukaryota; Metazoa; Arthropoda; Arachnida; Araneae; Araneidae
Product: elongation of very long chain fatty acids protein AAEL008004-like
Exons: 9
Coding region: 286-1101 (271 amino acids)
Biological process (GO): very long-chain fatty acid biosynthetic process; fatty acid elongation, polyunsaturated fatty acid; sphingolipid biosynthetic process
Cellular component (GO): endoplasmic reticulum membrane
Molecular function (GO): fatty acid elongase activity
Source: RefSeq, a predicted model, not a curated record